Molecule: messenger RNA, 2439 nt
Organism: Pistacia vera
Lineage: Eukaryota; Viridiplantae; Streptophyta; Magnoliopsida; Sapindales; Anacardiaceae
Product: probable galactinol--sucrose galactosyltransferase 1
Source: RefSeq, a predicted model, not a curated record
AUGUUAAAGAAACAUUGUUGUAACUCGGCCACCGGUGGUGCAUUGGUCGAUGGCUUUAUUGGUGUUGUUUCUGAUCAGAUUGGCAGCCGCCGAGUCUUCCCGUUGAAACUUGAGGGAUUGCGGUUCAUGUGUGUGUUUCGGUUCAAAAUGUGGUGGAUGACUCAGAGAAUGGGAAAUUGUGGCCAAGAUAUUCCGUUUGAGACUCAGUUUUUGAUUGUGGAAGCACGAGAGGGGUCUCACUUCGACAAUGGAAGUGAAAUCGGAGAGCAAAACUCGGCGUUAUACACCGUGUUCUUGCCCAUUCUUGAAGGAGAUUUCAGGGCUGUGCUUCAAGGGAAUGAACAAAACGAGUUGGAGAUUUGUUUGGAGAGUGGGGAUCCUGCUGUUGAUGGAUUUGACGGAAGUCAUUUGGUUUUUGUGGCUGCCGGAUCCGACCCGUUUGAUGUCAUUACAAAUGCAGUGAAGACUGUUGAGAGACAUCUUCAAACAUUUUCCCAUCGGGAGAGAAAGAAGAUGCCAGACAUGUUGAACUGGUUUGGGUGGUGCACUUGGGACGCCUUCUACACCGAUGUCACCUCAGAGGGUGUUAAGCAAGGACUAGAGUGCUUAGAGAAGGGUGGAAUUCCUCCAAAGUUUGUUAUAAUCGACGAUGGGUGGCAAUCCGUUGCAAUGGAUCCCGCUGGUUUGGAAUUCAUAGCUGAUAACACUGCCAACUUCGCGAACAGGUUGACACAUAUAAAAGAGAAUCACAAAUUUCAGAAAGACGGCAAGGAGGGUCAGAGAGUAGAGGACCCAGCUUUAGGACUGCGCCACAUUGUCUCUGAAAUAAAAGAUAAACAUGAUUUGAAGUAUGUUUAUGUGUGGCAUGCAAUAACAGGCUACUGGGGAGGUGUUAGACCCGGAGUUACCGAAAUGGAACACUAUGAAUCCGAGAUGGCGUACCCUAUUUCGUCUCCCGGGGUUCAGUGUAAUGAGCCUUGUGACGCUUUGAACAGCAUCACAAAAAAUGGUCUCGGCCUUGUGAAUCCAGAAAAAGUUUUCAAUUUCUAUAAUGAACUUCACUCGUAUCUGGCAUCAGCUGGAAUUGAUGGUGUCAAAGUUGAUGUUCAGAAUAUACUUGAAACCCUUGGAGCAGGCCAUGGUGGAAGAGUGAAACUUGCUCGAAAAUACCAUCAAGCACUCGAGGCAUCUAUCGCCAGAAACUUCCGCAACAAUGAUAUUAUUUCUUGUAUGAGUCACAACACUGAUGGUUUGUACAGUGUCAAGCGAACAGCUGUUAUAAGGGCAUCAGAUGAUUUCUUUCCAAGAGAUCCAGCAUCUCACACAAUUCACAUUGCAUCGGUGGCCUACAACACGAUUUUCCUUGGUGAAUUUAUGCAGCCCGAUUGGGAUAUGUUUCAUAGCCUACACCCAAUGGCUGAAUACCAUGGAGCAUCUCGUGCGGUAGGAGGAUGUGCCAUUUAUGUCAGUGACAAGCCUGGACAACAUGACUUUAAUCUACUGAAGAAGCUUGUACUUCCUGAUGGUUCCAUAUUGAGAGCCAAACUUCCAGGAAGACCGACUAGGGAUUGCUUGUUCUCUGAUCCUACUAGAGAUGGAAAAAGUCUUUUAAAGAUAUGGAACCUGAAUGAUUUCACCGGGGUCAUGGGGGUCUUCAACUGCCAAGGAGCUGGAUGGUGUAGGGUUGGAAAGAAGAACCUUAUCCACGAUGAACAACCUGGCACUGUAUCAGGAUAUAUUAGAGCAAAAGAUGUUGAUUAUCUACCCAGAGUUGCUGGUGCUGAAUGGACAGGCGAUGCAGUCUUAUAUUCCCAUCUUGGUGGAGAGGUAGUGUAUCUUCCAAAGAAUGCAUCAAUGCCAAUCACACUGCAGUCGCGAGAAUAUGAAGUUUUCACGGUGGUUCCUGUGAAGGAAUUGUCGACUGGAACUACAUUCGCACCCAUUGGACUAAUCAAGAUGUUCAACUCCGGUGGAGCCAUUAAGGAGUUGAAAUAUGAAUCCGAGGGAAGUGCAACAGUUGGCAUGAAAGUUCGCGGAUGUGGCCUGUUUGGAGCAUACUCAUCGUCGCGACCACAGAGAAUCGUGAUCGAUGCAGAGGAAGUUCAGUUUGGAUAUGAUGAACAAUGUGGUCUGGUCACUCUCUCUUUGAGAGUUCCAAAGGAAGAAUUGUACCUGUGGAACAUAACCAUUGAGCUAUGAGGACUUAAAACACCAACAACACAAUUAAGGAGAUGCCGAAGAUAGCUAUUUGUUUCUCUGCAAGCUUCCUGUUCUUUCAUCAUGAAAUGGCUUUAGCAGCCAUAAGUUCAUAGUGUCCUCGUAGUUGUUUGUAGAAUAACAACUGUAACCAAUUAUUCAAGGAAAUGAUAAAAUCUUAAUGUUGGUUACAGUUGAAAUUGUUUUACCUUGAUAUGCUUCAAUUAAAAUUUUGAUGUGGUA